Lutra lutra (Eurasian river otter) is the source of this 1660-nucleotide messenger RNA. RefSeq names its product activator of basal transcription 1 (gene ABT1). The record is from RefSeq and is a predicted model, not a curated record. Gene Ontology annotation, biological process: endonucleolytic cleavage to generate mature 5'-end of SSU-rRNA from (SSU-rRNA, 5.8S rRNA, LSU-rRNA); endonucleolytic cleavage in 5'-ETS of tricistronic rRNA transcript (SSU-rRNA, 5.8S rRNA, LSU-rRNA); endonucleolytic cleavage in ITS1 to separate SSU-rRNA from 5.8S rRNA and LSU-rRNA from tricistronic rRNA transcript (SSU-rRNA, 5.8S rRNA, LSU-rRNA). The coding region runs from base 44 to 835 and encodes 263 amino acids. Gene Ontology annotation, cellular component: nucleolus. NCBI's taxonomy places the organism in Eukaryota, Metazoa, Chordata, Mammalia, Carnivora, Mustelidae. Gene Ontology annotation, molecular function: RNA binding. The transcript has 3 exons.
GGCGCGGAGCUUUACGGCUGCUGUGCUUCUCUUCUCCGUCGGCAUGGAGGGAGAGGAGUUGGAGAGGGAAAAUGUGGAGCAGGAGGCUCUGGAAGGGAUAGACGAGAAACCAGAGAAGGUGGAGGAGCAGGAGGAAUCCGAAGAGGCGGUUUGUGGCGCCAAAAAGAGGGUGGUGCCUGGUAUUGUGUACUUGGGCCACCUCCCGCCCCGCUUUCGGCCUUUGCAUGUACGGAACCUUCUCAGCGCGUAUGGCGAGGUCGGGCGCGUCUUUUUCCAGCCCGAGGACGGGUUCGUGAGGCGCAAGAAGAAGGCAGCGGCAGCCUCGACAGCGGGAGGCAAAAAGCGGUCCAAGUACAGCAAGGACUACACCGAGGGCUGGGUGGAGUUCCGGGACAAGCGAGUAGCCAAGCGCGUGGCGGCUAGCCUUCACAACACGCCCAUGGGGGCCCGAAAGCGCAGCCCCUUCCGUUAUGAUCUAUGGAACCUCAAGUACCUGCACCGUUUCACGUGGUCCCACCUCAGCGAACAUCUUGCCUUUGAGCGCCAGGUGCGCAGGCAGCGCCUGAGGGCCGAGGUUGCCCAGGCCAAGCGUGAGACUGACUUCUAUCUUCGAAGUGUGGAACGGGGACAGCGCUUCCUUGCUGCUGAAGGGGACUCUGCCCGCCCAAAUGGCACCUGGACCUUUGCCCAGCGUCCUACUGAGCAAGAGCUGAGAGCCCGGAAGGCAGCUCGGCCAGGGGGACGCGAGCGGGCUCGCCUGGCAAAUGCCCAGGACCAGGCUCGCUCUAACCGAGGGCUGCUUGCCAAGAUCUUUGGAGCCCCACCGCCUUCAUAGAGCAUGGAGGAGCCCUGAGUAGUCAAGGACUCUUGAAGGGCAGGGAGACCCUUUCCAUCUCCUAGCCCUGCUUCCUGUCUAAUUGAUAACAACUACUGACAAUGAUUAUAUUAUCUUUCUAAGACCAGGAGUCUGGUGGGUGCUUAGGCAUAGAUGUCUUCUGGGGCUCUGGUCCCCCCUCCAACUCCUGUUGCCUCGCUGAAGCACCUAAUUCAUACUAGCAAGAGUAUGAUUACUGCAGGAUGCCAGUUUUGCUUGAUUCUUGACUGUCUACUUCCUGCCCAGUGAGAUCCUCUAAAAAUCCCACUUCCUCGGCUGAGGAAGAGCCUUUACUUCAAGCUAGAGUGAUAAGGCCUACUCCAGUCAGCUGUUCCUCCAACUAUAGAUGAAGGGAAGCUGCAACAUCCUUUUUAUUUGAGAAGAUUAACAGGGCCUGGGGGUAAUGGGGUGGGACUGGGUUGGGAGCCACCUUCCAAGUAAAUGUAUAGAAAAGAAGAAAUAUAUAUAUUUAUAUGCCUUUGUAGUUUAUUGGGGGCGUGGGGGGGUGUUUUAUAAAUUCUGACUUUUCCUCUCAUGUCCCGUUCAUCCCCCUUAACUUCAUUUCCUGGUCUCAUAGCCACCAUUCCUCCCCGACCCUCCCAAUUCAGUCUGGACCCUUUUCUAUUUAUCGGAUUAACUUCUUAGCCCAUUUUAUCAGUUAUCUAGUUCAGCCUUUACUAAGUCACUAUAUGAGGAUAUAGGGAUAGUAGGUAAUAAUAACAGAUAGCCCUUGGCUUCAAGAGUUGCCACUAGAAAGAGACAUUAAAGAAAUAAAUGUACAGAUGG